Micromonas pusilla CCMP1545 is the source of this 1068-nucleotide messenger RNA. RefSeq lists its product as uncharacterized. The record is from RefSeq and is a predicted model, not a curated record. The transcript has a single exon. Gene Ontology annotation, molecular function: medium-chain fatty acid-CoA ligase activity. NCBI's taxonomy places the organism in Eukaryota, Viridiplantae, Chlorophyta, Mamiellophyceae, Mamiellales, Mamiellaceae. Gene Ontology annotation, biological process: fatty acid metabolic process. The annotation marks the transcript as partial.
GACCCAUACCAAUUAUAUUUUACUAGCGGCACAUCAGGUAAGCCAAAGGGCGUGAUGCUUACUCAAGAGAUCGUGAGCCGCCAUGCUGUCGGUGCCAUAACGGAGAUGCGACUAUGUCAUCAAGAUGUAUGGCUGCAUGCUGCACCAAUGUUCCAUCUUGUGGACGCUUUUGCAAUCUAUGCGGUCACUGCAGUUGGAGCUAGUCAUGUUAUACAACCUACAUUCGAAGCUUUUGCAACUCUAAGAGUCAUUGAAACGGAGUGUGUGACUGUCAUGAACGUCGCUUCAACAAUGAUUUCAUUGUUGGUCAUUAAUCCAUCUCUGCGUGAUGUGGAUGUGAGCUCAUUGCGGCUAGUAAGCUGCGGUGGAAGUCCCUUGGCAGAGGUAUAUAUAAAGCAAGCAAUUUCUGCCUUUGGUUGUGAGUUUUUUAUGUCUUAUGGCAUGACUGAGUGUUGUGGAAAAAUCGCUAUGAGUCUCCUCAGCAGAUCACAACGUGCUAACUGUAGUCUUGAAACCCAAUUUAGGACUGUCUGUACGUCCGGUAGGCCCUUUGCACCUCAAGAGUUGCGUGUUGUUGAUAAAAACGGGGAAAAUGUUACCAAGGGUGAUGGUGAAGUGGGUGAAAUAUAUGUCCGGGGACUCACUGUUUUUGAUGGCUACUGGCACGAAUUAGACGUCAAGAAAGUUGUCAUUGACGAAAACGGAUGGUUUAGAACAGGCGAUCUAGCAACGAUUGAUAUGUUCGGAUACAUUCAGAUCGUUGAUCGAAAAACAGACAUGGUCUUAGUCGGUGGAGAGAAUGUGUACACCGCAGAAGUUGAGGCAGUACUAUGUGCACAUCCUGCGGUAAAUCAAGCAGCAGUAUUCGGAGUUGACAACGAGUUGCUCGGUCAGAUUGUCCACGCAGUCGUUGUUCUGAAAGCAGAUUUCGAUAAGUUAAUCGAUGAAACUGUCUUACUAAAGCAUGCACGUGAAUAUUUGUCUGCGUUCAAGGUGCCUGCGGUAUUGAAUAUCGUGGAAGCGUUUCCAACGAGCGGAACAGGAAAAGUUCUUAAGAACGUGCUUCGA